Molecule: messenger RNA, 405 nt
Organism: Cladophialophora bantiana CBS 173.52
Lineage: Eukaryota; Fungi; Ascomycota; Eurotiomycetes; Chaetothyriales; Herpotrichiellaceae
Exons: 4
Coding region: 1-405 (134 amino acids)
Cellular component (GO): cytosol
Source: RefSeq, a predicted model, not a curated record
AUGUCUCUCAAGGACGACGCCUUUCCUUCCUCCGUGGCUUUUGAUGCCAUCAACGAGUCCCUCGCAUCCAAUGACGCCGAUCGAAAAGACGCCGUCAAGCAAGGGAAGGCCAUCUUCGCCUUCAAGCUGACCAACAGCAGCGGCAAGGAAGAGGCAUGGUAUAUUGAUCUCAAGGACACUGGAAAAGUCGGCAAGGGCGAGGCCCCUGAAGGCAAAAAGGCCGAUGUAACACUCCUCCUCUCCGACGAAAACUUUAGCAAAUUGAUCGCCGGAAAGACGAAAGCACAGACUUUGUUCAUGAGCGGCAAGCUGAAGGUCAGGGGUAAUGUCAUGAAAGGCAAGACAACAACGAAGAUGGAGCCCAUCCUCGCUAAGGCUGGAGGCUCUGCCAAAGCCAAACUCUAG